CCUCGCUGCCGUACAACCCCACCCCAGGCGACCCUGCGUGGAUGUGCGGGAGGCCGAGUCGGAGGUGCGGGAUGGACAAGAGAGACAAGGCCAGGGCAGGGGCCGCUGCUCGGACGACGGCUUCUCACCCUCCGGGCCGUCGGAAAACCCCCAGACCCCCAGCGUCUCCUCGACCCCCUCCACCAGUAAUCCCCGCGGCCCUCAGAGUUCUGGGAGCAGGGGGAGCUGCGGGGCGAGGGCCCCUGGCCGAGCGAGGGGCCGGCGUCCGGCCAGCCGCUCUUUCUGAAGCUACUUCCGCGGUGGAACCCACGCGGAGCACCGGGACAAGCCCCAGCAACCCAGGCCUUCUCCGGGCAGCCACGAGGCUCGCAGCGGCAGGGAGAGGGGAGCGGACCCCUGCCAAGAUCCCUGGCCCAGGCUCUAUCUCUAGCCCUGGACGAGCCAGCGGUACCCCCAGGCUAGGCCCUCUUGGGCAGAAAGGACUCCAGCUCCCAGCUGAGGAACCUAGGGGCAGAGGAAAACCCCCAGAAACUCCCAGAAUGAGUGCCCUGAGUGUGGAGACACGGAGAGACUCUUCCGGUCCCACCCCAGGCGCUCCUUUCCCAGCCAUCUCCCAUCGGUCUCGGGGUGGGGGUGCUGAUGUGGGACUCCCUCGGGCAGCUUCGAAUGCCCGGCCACGACCCCUGGCGGAAGCCCCCAGGAAAUCAGUGAGCAAUGCCCCGGAGCGCAGCACCGUGGAGCCGAGCCCUGCUGCCAGGAGACGACCCAGCUCCUGCGGGGGCCUCCAGAGGCCAGCCUCACGCCUCCUGGGCUCUAGCGCCACCCCUUUGUCCUCCCCAGCCCGCUCCCCGGCCUCGCUGGGUGGAACACCCCGGGCUCUGGGGCACUCCUCGCAGGCCAAGUCGAAAGGGCUGCAGGCUCUGCGCCCCCCACAGGCCGCACCCUCAAGGAAGGGCGCAGCCAUCCUGCAGAGCCUUUCUCCCCCUUUGGCCACGUCAUCUCCACGGGUUCAGACCGCACAACUGGCACCGCCUGUCCUUAUCACAGCCACUACUCUGCGGGACACACCCCUUACAUCUCCACCCGCCACGCCUCCUUCGCAGGCCCUUACGGGUCCCCUGGCCACGUCCGUUCCACUAGCUCCUCCUCCCUCUGCUUCACUCUCUCUGCAGAACCUCCCCUCUCCGCCAGCCACACUCCCUUUGCAAGCUCCACUCAUACACCUGAGUACAUCCUUUCCAGAGGCACCCGCCUCUCCCACGGCCACUCUUCUAGCUCCAGUCUCUCCUUCAGGUUCACCUCCUCUGCAGAGUACGUCCCCUACCCAGGUUUCUCCGGCUUUGCCCUCUCUUCCGACUCUCCCCUCUCCCUUGACCACACCACCUUCGUCAGCUGGUCUGCCACCAGCCACGCCCCCUCCACGAGUCCCUCUUUCUCAGUCAAGGUCUCUGCGGAACUUACCCUCUCCCUUAGCCACAGCCCCUCUGCAGGACUUUUCUGCGCUGACCACUCCCCCCGCACUGGCCAGUCCUCUGUCUCCGCCCCAUCUUCAGCCCUCGGCCUAUACACUGGCCAUACCUCCCACGCAGGACCCUCUUCUAGCCAUAUCCCCUCCGCAGGCUCCUCCUUCUUCACUGGCCACGCCCCCAAUGCAGACCCCACCUCUGGUCACGUCCCCUCUUCAGGCCGCUCCCUCUUUGGUCCUGCCUCUUCUACAGGCCCCACAUUUUCUGGCCUCACCAGCUUUUCAAGCCCCUCCCCUGAACACGCCCCCUCCACAGAGUCCAUCUUCUCUGGACACACUUUCUCUACAGGUCUCUCCCUCUUCUCAGACCCUGUCCCCCCUACAGGUCUCACUUUCUCUGGCCUCACCACCUUUGCAGGCUACUCCUGUUCCGUCCAAUCCUUUCUUGGCUAUGGCCCCUGUGCAAACCCAAACUCUGGCCUUGCCUUCUCUGCAAGACCCUCCCCCUCCAAUGGCCACGCCCCCUCCUCCGGCUCCACCUUCUCUAGUCUUGUCCCCUCUGCAGGCCCUUCCCUCUCCCCCUGCCUCACCCCCUCUUCAGACUCCACGCCGCCCCCCAACCCCGGGUCCCGAUGCCCCGAUCCCGGGCCCACGGUUGACCCUGGCGCUGGCCUCGGCCCCGCCGCCACCGCCCUCGCGCAGCCCGUCCAGUACUCUGAGCGGCCCGGACCUGGCGGGCCACAGCAGCAGCGCCACGAGCACCCCGGAGGAGCUGCGCGGCUACGACAGCGGGCCUGAGGGCGCCGCAGCCUCCCCACCCGCCGACGCGGAGCUCGCCGCCUGCCAUCCGGCCGCCUGGAGCCGAGGGCCCGCUCCGCCGCUGGCCGCCCGCCGCACCCCGGGAGUGCCCCUGCCUUGGCCUCCAGCUGCUGGGCCUGGCUCUGCUGACGGCCUGUGCACAAUCUACGAGGCUGAAAGGCCUGAGUCGGCGACCGCCGCCCAAGGAGCGCUGGAUCCCGGGCCCGGACCCGGCGCGGGUGGUGGGAAGGUGGCGGCCGGGACAGGGACGCGGGUGGCCUCGCGCGGCGUGAAGCCAGCGCGCCUGGGCGAGCUGCCACUGGGGGCUCUGCAGGCGAGCGUCGUGCAGCACCUGCUGAGCCGGACGCUGCUGUUAGCGGCGACGGAAGGUGCCACAGGCGACAGCGGCUGUGGCCCGGGGAGCGCUGGGGGUGGUGGCAGCGCGGGCGGCGCCCGGACUGCGCUCAGCGAUGCUGAACUGGGUCGCUGGGCCGAACUGUUGUCUCCUCUGGACGAGUCCCGCGCCAGUAUCACUUCUGUCACCAGCUUCUCCCCGGACGACAUGGCUUCCCCGCAGGGUGACUGGACCGUCGUGGAGGUGGAGACCUUCCACUGAGUCAGAUUCUUCUAACUCCGCCCACCACACUCCACCCCCGCCUUAGCAUCCGACCCUCCCGUUACACCUCUUGGUCUUAGACCCUGGUCUCCUCCUUCUGGAAUCCAGGUCUCCGUAGAAUUUUGGCCCAAAUUCGCGACCCACCCACACCUUUUGCCAAGGCCCUCCCCUCGAGCUUCGCCCCUUUGGCCUGGGACACGCUCCCCAGGAGCCCCGCUUCCUCCCUCAGCCUAGCCCCCAUUCCAUGUGUAUAGUUUGCAAUAAAGCCGGGACACUGCC
Molecule: messenger RNA, 3158 nt
Organism: Myotis lucifugus (little brown bat)
Lineage: Eukaryota; Metazoa; Chordata; Mammalia; Chiroptera; Vespertilionidae
Gene: PRR36
Product: proline rich 36
Exons: 6
Coding region: 42-2879 (945 amino acids)
Source: RefSeq, a predicted model, not a curated record